This is a messenger RNA of Aspergillus calidoustus, 3213 nucleotides long. The record is from the annotation of a GenBank genome assembly. Lineage: Eukaryota; Fungi; Ascomycota; Eurotiomycetes; Eurotiales; Aspergillaceae.
AUGGCGCCAAAGAAGAAGGGAAACAAAAAACAGCAGGAGGAGGACUGGGAGGCAGAACUCGGCGAGAGCAUCCCUGCCGCGGGAGGUGAAAGCCCGGAUCAGGAAUCUCCUGCUGCUGAGGCAGAGGAGAGCGAGACAGCCGGUGCCGGUGGUCUGCUCGCUGCUCUGAGGAAGAACAAGAACAAGAAGCAGAAGAAGGGGAAGCCCAUGAACGACUUUGUUGAGGGUGAGGAUGCUUCUGCGGAAGCGAAUGGUGAGGCAGAUCUCGCUAGCAAACAACCUGAGGAGGGCACCUUUGACGAGGACGAUGUCUUUGCUGGAAAGCCCAAGAAGCCUAUCAAGACUGCGGCACCUGCGCCGAAAGAGGAUGAAGAUGACGAUUCUGGACCUCGUGUGAAGACAAAGAAGGAGAAAGAGAGGGAAAAGAAGGAGAGAGAGAAGCAGCGAAAGAAGGAACAAGCCGCCAAGAAGAAGACUACCGAACCCAAACAGCCCCAACAAGCGAAGCCGGAACCGAAGAAGGAAGAAGUGGCCGCCCCAGAGCCUGUCGCUGCUGCUCCUGAGCCUGCUACUGGGGGCAAGAAGAAGAAGCUGCCGGCCCAUCUGGCUGCUAUUCAGAAGCAACAGGAAGCUCUCCGGAAACAACGUGAGGAGGAAGAGCGCCGCCUAGCGGAAGAAAAGGCUGCUGAGGAGGAGAAGCGACUCCGUGACGAAGAAGAGGCUAAAAAGAAGGAAGAAGCUCGCCAAAGAAAGAAGGAGAAGGAGAAGGAGAAGAAAGAGCAACUCAAAAGAGAAGGAAAGCUUCUUACCAAGGCCCAGAAGGAAGCAAAGGAGCGAAAUGAACUCCGUAUGAAGCAAAUGCUUGCUGCGGGUGUUGGAAAGGUUGCCGGCCUGGAAGAAGGCGCUGCCGAGAAGAAGCGUCCCGUGUAUGAAAACCGAAAGAAGAAGGGCCCCAAGAAGCACGAGGAGGACUUAGAGGCCGCUGCUGCUCGUGCCAAGGCGCAGCGUGAGGCUGAGGAUGAGCGGCGAAGAAAGGAAGAAGAAGAGAGGAAGGCCAAGGCUGAGGCUGAGGCGGCGGCCGCUGCCGCUGCCGCUGCUGCCGGUGAAGAGAGCGAUCUUGACGACUGGGAGAAGGCUGCGGAUGCCGACGAUGAUGUCAAAGACAGCUGGGAUGCACCUAGUGACGAGGAAGAGACAGAGAAGCCCGCCGCCGCUAAUGGCGAGACAAAGACGCUGCCGGAGAGACCUAAGCCCGCCACCGACGAGGAGUCGGAAGAAGAGUCUUCAGAAGAGGACUCUGACGAGGACUCUGAAGACGAAGAGCAGACCGCCGCUCAGAAGGCUAUUGCCCAAAGGAAGGCUGAGGCUGCUGAGCGAAGAAGGAAGCAGCACGAGGAAGCUAUGGCAGCUCGUUCAAAGGAUAACCUACGCUCUCCUAUUUGCUGUAUUCUUGGACACGUCGAUACUGGUAAGACAAAACUGCUGGAUAAGAUUCGACAGACAAACGUCCAAGAAGGCGAAGCCGGUGGUAUCACCCAACAGAUUGGUGCCACUUACUUCCCAGUCGACGCUCUGCGCCAGAAGACCAAUGUCGUGAACAAGGACGGGAGCUUCGAAUUCAAGAUCCCCGGUCUGCUUGUCAUUGAUACCCCCGGUCACGAGUCUUUCUCCAACUUGCGAUCAAGAGGUUCCUCCCUUUGCAACAUUGCUAUCCUAGUUGUCGACAUUAUGCACGGCCUUGAGCCCCAGACUCUUGAGUCCAUGCGCCUGCUUCGUGACCGACGCACUCCCUUCAUCGUUGCCCUGAACAAGAUCGAUCGUCUCUACGGCUGGAAGAAGAUUGACAACAACGGCUUCCAGGAGAGUUUGGCGAUGCAGAGCAAGGGUGUCCAGAACGAGUUCCGUUCGCGUCUUGAGCGCACGAAGCUUCUUUUCGCCGAGCAAGGUUUCAACGCUGAGCUCUUCAGCGAGAACAAGUCCAUGGCUCGCAACGUCUCCCUCGUCCCUACGUCAGCCCAUACCGGUGAAGGUAUUCCCGACAUGCUGAAGCUGCUCACUACCCUCUCUCAGGAGCGUAUGACCAACUCUCUCAUGUACUUGUCUGAGGUUGAGUGUACCGUUCUCGAAGUCAAGGUUAUUGAGGGUCUCGGUACCACCAUUGAUGUUGUUCUUUCCAACGGUAUCCUCCGCGAAGGUGAUCGGAUAGUGCUGUGCGGUCUCAACGGACCUAUAUCAACGAAUAUCCGUGCGCUACUCACACCGGCUCCUCUUAAGGAACUUCGUCUCAAGUCGCAAUACGUUCACAACAAGGAAGUCAAGGCCGCUCUCGGUGUCAAGAUUGCAGCCAACGACCUUGAACAAGCCAUUGCCGGUUCUCGACUUCUUGUCGUCGGACCCGAUGAUGACGAGGAGGACCUUGAGGAAGAAGUCAUGUCUGAUCUGGAGAACCUGCUCAGCAAGGUCUCCAAGGACAUGCGCGGUGUCAGUGUCCAGGCCUCCACCCUUGGUUCCCUGGAAGCUCUGCUCGAGUUCCUCCGUGUCUCCAAGAUCCCCGUCGCCAACAUCUCCAUCGGUCCCGUCUAUAAGCGUGAUGUGAUGAUGUGUGGUACAAUGCUGGAAAAGGCCAAGGAGUAUGCGGUCAUGCUGUGCUUCGAUGUCAAGGUCGACAAGGAAGCCGCGGCCUACGCCGAGGACGUCGGAGUCAAGAUAUUUACUGCAGACAUCAUCUACCACCUGUUCGACGACUUCACCAAGCACAUGGCAGAGCUUACCGAGCGCAAAAAGGAAGAAGCCAAGCUCCUUGCCGUCUUCCCCUGUGUUCUCAAGACCGUUGCCGUCUUCAACAAGAAGGACCCCAUUGUCAUCGGUGUUGAUGUCGCCGAGGGCAGUCUGCGGCUGCACACCCCCAUCUCCGCCGUCAAGACCAACCCCACAACAGGUGCUAAGGAAUUUGUCGAGCUCGGCAGAGUUUCGGGCAUUGAGCGCGACCACAAGGCCAUCCAGGUCUGCAAACGCGGCCAACCCUCCGUUGCCGUCAAGAUUGAAGGCUCCAACCAGCCCAUGUACGGCCGCCAGCUUGAAGAAACCGACACGCUGUACUCUCACAUCUCCCGUGCCAGUAUCGACACACUCAAGGAAUUCUACCGUGCCGACGUCUCCAUGGAAGAAUGGGCCCUCGUCAAGAAGCUCAAGCCCCUCUUCGAUAUUCCUUGA